Molecule: messenger RNA, 5432 nt
Organism: Hypomesus transpacificus
Lineage: Eukaryota; Metazoa; Chordata; Actinopteri; Osmeriformes; Osmeridae
Product: inactive ubiquitin carboxyl-terminal hydrolase 53
Exons: 16
Coding region: 893-4054 (1053 amino acids)
Biological process (GO): protein deubiquitination; response to auditory stimulus; sensory perception of sound
Cellular component (GO): cell-cell junction
Molecular function (GO): cysteine-type deubiquitinase activity
Source: RefSeq, a predicted model, not a curated record
AAAACAUCACUAAUCCAGAGUUCCAGGUGCCGAAGUCGACCAUUGCUCACUACCGCCGCACAUCAACAACUGCAAUAGAAUUACAAGACUCCGGAAACCCGGAAUACGGCAACUGAAUGGGACAGCGCGGAUAACUGGAAAGACAACAUAAAUUAAGAUCAAUAACCCAGUGAACUUCUCUUACGAAAAUGUCGGUAACAUGAUUUGUUAACGUUUAUAACACACAGCCAAGAUGUUUUCCCACUCAGAAGGACUCUAGGGUAGAACGUCAAAUGUCACCCUGCGCUCAACGAAACUACUCCGUUUAAACUGGAUACGGAAUCGCUUUUGGAACCUUUGCAGUUUUUACAUAGAGAUAGGCUACUGGAUAUAUUUUUUAUUUCUCUUUACAAGAUCAGACACCAUUAAAUCCAAUGGUAAGAGCUGCCUGCGUAGAUCUCCCGUAUGGAUGAACUUGGGAGAGGGCUGAUUGAUUCCAUUUGACUGACCGCAGCAACGUCAGGGCUAUGAGGAGAGCUCUCAGAGAUUCCCGGGCCACACUGCCUCUCCAGCUCUGAACGCCCCCAGCGCCCAAUCAUCAAGGAAAUGACUGAAGCUCAUUCCUCAACAGUCCAACGAAAGUCUCCAAAAAGCGAAAGAAGGAUUAUCCGCGGACCUCUCGACCACUGAGACGGUUGCUUCCAGACGUUUCUGCAAGGUUUCUGGGCGUGAUCGAGUCACCUUCCUCCGGAGCAGGGGAGAGGUGGGAUCAGACCCCCAUGUGCAGAAGGGCAGCAGUUGCUGCUUGUGGAAUAACGUAGCCUCAGCCUUUUAAGGAGGGAGGCACCAACCCAGCGCCCACGAGGCCCGGGACCUCACCUUACACCUGUCCCUAAGGCAGACCCUCUAUCCAAUGGCAUGGGUCAAGUUCUUCAGGAAGCCGGGGGGGAAUCUUGCCAAAUCUUACCAGCCAGGGAGCAUGCUCUCCCUGGCCCCCACCAAAGGCCUGCUAAACGAGCCGGGACAAAACAGCUGCUUCCUCAACAGUGCCGUGCAGGUAUUAUGGCAGCUGGAUAUCUUCAGGCGAAGUUUGAGACAACUUCCUACUCACUCCUGUCUCGGAGACUCUGCAAACUGCAUUUUCUGUGCACUGAAGGGCAUCUUCUCCCAGUUCCAGCACAGCAGGGAGCGUGCGCUGCCCUCAGACAACCUGCGUCACGCCCUGGCAGAGACCUUUAAGGACGAGCAUCGCUUUCAGCUGGGCUUCAUGGACGACGCCGCAGAAUGCUUUGAGAACAUUCUGGAGAGGAUCCACCUGCACAUUGUGCCAGGGGAGCCUGACGCCUGCACCUCCAAGUCCUGCAUCACUCACCAGAAGUUUGCCAUGACGCUGUAUGAGCAGUCGGUUUGCCGGAGCUGUGGGGCGUCAUCCGACCCCUUGCCCUUCACUGAGCUGGUGCACUACGUCUCCACCACCGCCCUCUGCCAGCAGAUGUUUCAGAGGAGGGACGAGUCAUUUGGGGAGCUCCUGCAAGCAGCCAGCACCAUUGGGGACCUUCGCAACUGUCCGAGUAACUGUGGCCAGAGGAUCAAAAUUCGCCGCGUGCUGAUGAACUCUCCGGAGAUCAUCACUAUCGGCUUUGUUUGGGACUCGGACCAGUCUGAUCUGACAGAGGACGUGAUCCGCUCACUAGGACCACACCUCAACCUAUCAGGGCUCUUCUACCGGGUGACAGACGAGCAUGCUAAGAGGGGUGAGCUGCAGCUGGUUGGGAUGAUAUGCUACUCCAGCCGCCACUACUGUGCCUUCGCCUUCCACACCAAGUCCUCCAAAUGGGUCUUCUUUGACGACGCCACGGUGAAAGAGAUUGGCUCCAGGUGGAAAGAGGUGGUCUCCAAAUGCAUCAAAGGUCACUUCCAGCCCCUCCUCCUCUUCUACUCCAACCCUGACGGCAGCGCUAUUUCAGCAGAAGACGUCUCACGCCAAAACAACGUCCCCUCUCACCACAAGUCUCACCUCAACGGAGAUUUCCCAGGACCAGACUCACCAAGCCCAGUCCCCAGGAAGCUGGACCUCACCAAGGAUAACCUCAACUCACUCCUGGGCCAGGGCAGCUUCAGAAAUACCACCCAGACCCCUUCCACCUUCAGCAGGGGCAGCGGCCAGACCAGCGGGGGGAGAGGACCAGUGAAGAUGGGCCCUGGUGAUCCUAAGAGUCGGAUCAGGGACAUCUCCAGGGAGGUUGCCCAGAAAGCAGGGGAGCUCCGGGGGAUGCAGCCGUCCAGGAGAGAGGCAGACCGGGGCCAGAGGAGACCAGACCCUCGGUACCGCGACCCAGUCCCAGAUCGAACCUACUCCCGCUCUGCCUCCCCACCGGAGAACGGUUUCAGACAGUACCUGGAGACCCGCAUGUUCAGCAGCCAAGGCAAAGGCCCCUCCAGGACCGAGAGAACCCCCCACAUAGGGGGCAGGUCCUCCUACGAACCCCCCCGCUCCCACUCCAGGGUGCAGGUACUCCCCUCUACGGCUCCCGGUGGUGGUGGGGGUCACUACAGCCGGAGGCUAGACCAGCCAUCCAACGGCUACGACACGGACAGCAGCCAGGACUCUCGGGUGCGCCAGGGGAACGGAGAAGCCAGCCGCAGCAGACCCAGCCGUCCUUGGAAGCCCAUGCGCGAAGCGCUAAACGUGGACAGCGUGAUUGGCGGCGGGGGCGGCCAGGAACGGCGGCAGCACAGUCCCCGGCGGAGACCUGCCAGCCAGGAGAGGGCGCUGUCCCAGGAGAGAGAGCGUGACCAGGACAGGACCUGGGGCGGCGGCGACGGGCGGGACGACAGGAAGCCUAAAAGUCUGAUGACCAUCUACGAGGACGAGCUGAAGCACGAGACGGGAGGAAGUCGCAGCUUGCUGGACUCCGAGGGCCGCGGCGGUCAUGGUGAUAAGGACAGGUCGAAGGGGACGGCCACCCUUAAGGUGCGCAACGACAACUGGAAGAUCCAGCGGACCGAGUCUGGGUACGAGAGCAGCGACCGGUUGAGCAACGGAUCAGCAAACCUGGACUCUCCGGUCGUGGAGAACCUAGCAUCCAAAGACCUGAAGACCACAACUGAUGUGUAUCGUACAAGGGACCCAAACCCUCAGCGGAGAAGUGAGGAUUCAAAGGCAGACCUCUUGCACUCCUCACUGUCGUACGGCGAGCAUCCAAGAAAAUCUCCUGACUUUCAAGAUGGAAUUCCCAUGUUGCCAAGUCCAAAUAUACAAAGGACAAGAGCCUUCAGAUACACCCCCGGUCUGCUGGAGAGGAGAGACGGCGUGGAAAAGGAGCAAGCGGUGGACGGCAGCCCCCUGAGCCCCGCGCCCCCCUACCUGGCCAGGACCAGCAGUUCGGAGUGGAACAGCUCCGACGACCUGGCCGGACCCUUCUCCGAACAAGACGACCCCGUCCUCCCAGCCCAGCCACGCUCCCGCAACCUCCUCCCGCCGCUGCCCCCCAAGACCCCCGGCCCCCGGCCCUCCGAGCUGGAGCUGGGCUUCCUCGCCCCCCGCCGCCUGGGCGUUGCGCCACGCACCGGCCCCGCGUGCAACCAGCCCAAAAGCAGCCCGUCCACCCUCUCCCUGCGCAGGUGGAUCGAGACGCCCGCCGAGCACAAACACUCCUCGGACGCCAGCUCCAAGUCGGGCUCCUCCGACCAGGACCGGAACGAGCUGUCGGCCAGCGAGAGCGAGGAGAGGUACCCCAGCCCCCGGCCCGACGACAACGGCGACCCCGACUCCCCCGCGCCCCACGAAAUGGCUCUUCCCACCACCUACUUCUCAGUGGACAGCUGCAUGACAGACACAUACCGGGCCAAGUACCACAAGAGACCCGUUCUGUACCUGAUGACCGACUCGAAAGGCGGGGAGCGCACCUCGUCUGGGGAGAGCGACCCGGACGAAGGCGGGCUCCCUGUUCCCGCGGCCCAGCCCGCAGAGCUCCCCAAGGCGAGGGCCGAAUCCACUUACUCCACGAGCAAGCCCACCGCCAAAUGGUACCCCGUCACCUCGAAGGGACUGGAUGAACAUGGGUAUCUUUGAUGGGAAAACGGGUCCGGUGGAAUAAUAGCAGUAAAACAGCCCAACCCACUCGUCGCCCUCAUGCACUGUGCUGACAGCCCUGUCAGGAUGAUGUUGAAAUGCUUAAACAGACGGCUGCUCUGAAAGCGAAACGUAGAUCCAGACGCCAAAGAGAUUGUUCAUGCGAGGCAGUGAAUGAAAGUGUAGCGUGUCUUCAGAAUGGGAUGGGUCCUUUGUGACUCUGCCCUGCAGUAAUGGUUUGUGCCUCUAGAUGGCACUGAUCAUGCACAGAAGAAAGCCAAAAUAAACAGCUAAUAAAGAGGAACCAUACCCUGGAUGGUAGUAUGUUGUUGAAUAAGGAAACAUCUAGCUGUUGACCCAAGGGUUGGCUGGCUAAAGAAUGUCUCCCUACAAGCCACUUCCCCCUCAAGAGAUUAAAAAAGUUCACUUAUAUGUAAUAUCCCUAACUUCUAUGUAAGUAAGCCAUGGAAUAUUAGUAGAACAUUGUUGAAUCACCCCUCGUUCCUGGCGGCCAUCCUAGGCCUGCUGUAUGUUUAUGUGCAACGUAGAGGUCAUUCAGCCUCGAGCAGGUUCCCUCCUGAUGACUUUUAGGAUCAAGGGUUUUUGGUAGAUUGUGAAUAGUUAUGAUAGUCACAUGUAUAGGAGCAGCACUUUAAAAUGGAUGCCCUUAACUCUUGGUAGGGCACAAGGUUAAGAGGGGGUGAAUGUGUCUGAUGUUGGCUAGUUCAAGAGGCAGUCUUAGAGCAUUGUGGCGCACGUCCUUGCUGCCUUUUGCCCCCCCCCCCCCCCACCACCCCCGCUUAACUGUGUUAGGACUUUUCAUUCCAUGUUAGGAGAACCUUUACUUGCACACUCCUUCCAGUUCAUAAGCUUUUGUCUUUCGUUCGUGUCGAUUCUUUGCACCCGAGGUAUAAGGUUUUUACGUAAAGGGAGAUGACAUCUCUCCAGUAAGUCAGACAAAUGCUUCUUUGAACAAUUUGACUUCUUUAAUAAACCUGUUUGUGUAGCGGUGAGAGUCAGUCAUGUUCUGAAAGGAUUGAAGAGUGUCUUAAUGUGCUUGAGGUCUCUCUCAGCAGGGUGGGUUGGAGCAGGACCCCAGAGAUCAGCCGUGCGGUGCGUAGAUUUACAUGUCCUUUUCGUUCAGUUUGGCGACUAAUUCUGUAAAUUAAUGUUUUUGAUUUAUUUCCGUGUUUUAUAUAUAUAUAUAUAUAUAUAUAUAUAUUGCUCAGCAGAUUUGAUGCACAGUGCCUUUCUAUUUUUCUAUGUCACAAGUUUGAAUAGGAGCCAUGGGUUUGUACAAAAUGUAAUUGGAAAUUCUUUUAUAAUUUCAUUUGUAUUGAUUAACAAGUGUUUAAUAAACAAUUUAAUUUAACCAUAA